Molecule: messenger RNA, 3779 nt
Organism: Galleria mellonella (greater wax moth)
Lineage: Eukaryota; Metazoa; Arthropoda; Insecta; Lepidoptera; Pyralidae
Exons: 2
Coding region: 1548-3419 (623 amino acids)
Molecular function (GO): DNA binding; protein dimerization activity
Source: RefSeq, a predicted model, not a curated record
GGCAAAGCACCGGGUUUAAACCCGGUGCUUUGGUAAAAACCCAAUAAACACCCAUAAACUCCCAUAAUCACCCAAAAAAAUAGGUUUUUACGUAUUUUUUUGAAAAUAUGUAAGUAAUACCAAUAAAUUAUUUUUAUAAAUUGUAUUGAUCAAUUCUACAAUAUUAAAUAAAACGUUAACUAAUAAUAUUUCAGGAAAUUUUAAAAAUCUAUAUAUAAUAAAAUGAAAGUAAUUAAUUUUCAGUGUUUUCAUGUUGCAGUUGAUCAACAUGUUGGCCUUUUGCUUCCCGUAGAUACUUUAAAAUUUCUUCAUAACACCUCGUUCGCACACAUGGCCGUAUAUAUUUAAAUUCUUGAGCCACUAACAGUCCGAAAUACUCAUUUCUUUUAUCCUCUUCUCCAUAAAUUAAGCAUUUAGAACAGUUUGUUUCUUCUUUCAGUAAAUUUUCUUUUACUUUAUCCUCGUUUUUUUCUUUGUUGCGACGACGCUGGGUAAAUCAUCUGGACACUGGGUCUCACUAUCGCCAAAUAUAUUUGGAGAUCGGCUUCGGCUACGGCUUGGCAGACAUUUUUUUCUUUCUACAAUUUUAAAUUAAAUUUAUUAGAAUAAAUGCUUCGAACACACGCGAUCUAAGUACCUUUUGUGUUUAUUAUACCUUACCUACCUAGGUAUAAAAAGAGUACUUACGUAGAUUUUCUUUUAUUAACUGUUUUAUACGAAGAUCUUGAUCUCUCAAAUUAGCAUCCAUUUUACUUCCAGUGAUUAUCAACUAAAUUAAUAAUCCACAAAGUAUUAAAUAACGUUUUUAUGAAAUAUUUAGCACAAAAACAAUACCCUUUAAAUAUCGAUCGUCAGUAACUGUGGCUGACUUACCUAUAUUCUAGCAAGCAGGACUGCCAGAUGUGAAGGGGAAAUCCCCAAUAAAUUGUUGCAUGUGACUGAUGAUGUGAGCAUGUUCGUUUCAUAAUAAAAAUGUUGCCAGGUAACCAAAAAGUCGUAUGUUUUUGUGCGAAUUACGAUCAUAAUCUUUACGAUCGUACAUUAAAAAAUAGACAAAUAAUAGUAUGAGUACGAUUUAAAUCGUAUAUCUGUCAACCCUGCUAGCAAGACAGCGACAAAAUCACGUUGCAUAACAAUGUAGCCCAAGCUUAUAUCUUAUGAAAUAUACGGAAGAGAUACGGACUUAGAAAAAACAGAAAUGUUGUUCUUUGUGGAAGUCAUUGAUGAAAUUCUAUGUAUUUUAGCCCGCAAACUUUCUUCAAACAAAAACAGCGCCAUCUAGUAUCGAGUUCUGUAAUUAUCUCUUUGUUUAUGGAUUUGAAGUAAGACCGCCACGCAUGCAAUACAUUAUGACUGGGGAUUCCCCUAUUCGUCGACGCUGAAUAUGAGGCGACGACAAUCACUGUCAAACGUGUUCACUAUUACUCUGACUCUGGUAACGUGACUUCCUGGUAACGUGUUAGGUAGGAAAAGCAGUAAAAAAGUGCAUAUUAAGGGAGCAGAUUUGAAAUAAUAUUUAUACUUAACAAGAAAUAAUUAAAGGUUCAAUGGGGAGACCUAAAGAUUUACGCAUAUGGGAGCACUACCGUACUUUACCAAACAAGUCUGUUUCUUGCAAGCUUUGUAAUAAGGUCUACAAAUUCAGUAAUGCUGCCAAAAUGCUUCAACAUCUUAUCACUUGUCCAAAAUCUCCAGAAACAUUAAAAGACUCUAUGAAACUUAUAAAAGAUAGCUCGUCCAAAACCAAAAUGUCUGGACUGUCAGAGAUAGAGACAAAUGAUUCUUUUAUAAGCCCCUCGUCGUCUGCUAACACUACAAUAAAUGCUGAGUUUCAAGACACCGAUGAUCAUAUAAAAACAGAAUUAGCGAGAGCUAUAUUUGUAACAGGGACGCCAUUAUCGAUGGUGCAACAUCCUUUAUGGAUACAAUUUUUCGAAAAAUUGCAACCAAAAUUUAAAAUACCUUCACGUAAAGCUUUAGCGACAAAAUACUUAGAUAAAAUAUAUAGAGAAAUGCGUUUUGAGUUAAAUGAGGAACUAAAUGCUUGUAGUUACUUACACCUUCAGUGCGAUGGCUGGUCUAAUUUAAGAAAUGAAGGAAUAAUAAACUUUCUUAUAUCAAAACCUCAACCUGCAUACGUUAAAAGUUUGAAUACAGAAAGUAAUCCUCACACUAGUGAAUACCUUAGCCAAGAAGUUGAAAAAGUAAUGAAAGUGUAUGGAGCAAAUAAGUUUCUUGUACUUAUUGGCGAUAACGCUAGAAAUAUACAAAAGGCAUUCGAAUUAACAAAACUCAAAUAUCCACAUGUUGUUCCUCUCGGUUGCUGUGCACAUAUCCUUAACUUGUUGUGCCAAGAUAUUGUAAAGAUACAAGAAGUAACUGUGUUUAUUAUGCAAGCCAUAAAUAUAAUAAAAACUGUUAAAAGGAGUCAACGAUUAAGUUCCUUGUUGAUAAAAUCAAGGCAGGGUGAAGAUUCUACACAAACACUAAAAUUGCCUUGUGCUACAAGAUGGGGAAGUCAUGUUACUUCGUUAAAAAGUUUGAAAGCAAAUAAGAUAGCUUUGCAAAUAUUAACAGUUAGAGAAGAUGUGGUAAUUUCAAGAGAUAUUAAAGAUUUAAUUCUAAGUGAUGAUUUCUGGACGAAGACAGGGGAAUGUAUAAGUAUUUUGGAACCAGUCACUGAAAGCAUAUUUUACUUAGAGAGCGACCAGAAUCGUUUGCAUCGCACAUACAUUACAUUUAGAGAUGUACAAGCUAAGAUACGUUUUGCAUUAAAUGAGAUUUCGACAUUGAGCGAAGAAAGCAAACAGCAGAUUCUAACAUCAGUAUCUUCAAGAUGCAAUAUGGCAAUGAGGCCAAUACAUUUUGCAGCAUAUAUUCUAGACCCCAGGACUCUAGGAGUCGAACUUACUCAAGAGGAAGAACUUAAGGGUAUGGAGUUUAUCUACAAUUUAAGCCAACACUUAAGUUUGUCAAAUGUAAUGGCAGAUUUGGCGUGUUAUAAAGCUAAAGAAAACUUUUGGGCCAGAGGAUUUGUAUGGAGCUCAUUAGAUAGCAUUGAGCUCCUAAUAUGGUGGAAAGGUAUUUGUGGUUCCACUGAGUUAAGCAAAGUAGCGAUUCGUAUUCUAUCAGCUCCCUGUACUUCGGCAGCCACUGAGCGUUCCUUUAGUAUCCAAGGCUACAUACAUAAUAACAAAAGAAAUCGACUUACAACUGAAAGAACUGAAAAAAUUUCAUUCAUUUGUUAUAACUGGAAUCUUAAACAUAAAGCUGAAUGCGAGGACAUUCAGUUUAAUGAAGAAAAUACCUUAGAAGCUUUCAUUGAGCAAGUAAAUGAACAUAACAGUUUAGACGAAAUAGAGCCUAUCGAACCUAUACAAUUCAUCGCUUGUAAUAACUCUGAAUCUGACAGUGAUUGACUGUAGUUUUACAUUUUACUUUCAUCUCUUUCUUAAUAAACUCAAAAUCAAAUUAAAAGUUUUUUAUUCUGUAGGCUGCAUAAUAAUAUUGUCUAUGUCCAGUAUAGUGGACGUCUUGCGGCUGAGAUGACGAUGAUGAAGUACAAAAUCAUAAACACCCAAAAAUUUGGGUGUUUAUGGGGUUUAAACCCAAUAAACCCAAAACACCCGGUUUUUACCCACCAGACUUUAAACCCACCCAGGUGGAUUGCCCAUCUCUAUUCAUGCCAGACAAAAACUCGUCUGCCGCACUCCCUAUUCGACCUUGGCAUCCGAUAUCUCGUACUUAUCUGCGGUUUGUUUUGCCAAUUCGAGAUGUUG